AUGGUGCCCAUCAAAGUUGCAGUACUUGAUGAUUACCAGGGCAUAUCUGAGCCCAAGUUCAAGGCUCUUGAUCCCGCUCAGUUCGAAGUGACUUUCUUCAAAGACACCCUCCUGCCAUACAACCACCCCGACACCCCAGAUGAGGUCAGGGAGCAGCUCGUCAAGAGGCUGGAGCCUUUUGAUGUGAUCUCUACGAUGCGCGAGCGCACGCCUUUCCCCGAAGCCCUCAUUAACCGUCUUCCGAACCUCAAGCUGCUCUUGACAACAGGCACACGCAACCUUUCCCUUUCGCUACCGACCUUCCAGGCGCGUGGCAUCCCUGUGGCGGGUGCCGUCGACCGGCAACAUGCUGGGUCAGUUGGCUCGGUCAGCACAACGGAGCACUGCGUGGCAAUGAUCCUGGCAGCCGCACGAAAUAUUGCUCAAGACGACUUAACGGUCAAGAAUGGUGGAUGGCAGACUGUGCCUGCGGUCAGUCUCAAGGGGAAGGUAUUUGGGACUGUAGGAUUGGGUCGUCUUGGCGCUGCUGUGGCAAGAAUCAUGAGUGUUGGCUUUGGGAUGAAGGUUAUCGCAUGGAGCGAGAACCUCAAUCAGGAGAAGGCAGACCAGAAGGCAAGGGAGAUGGGUUUACCAGUAGAGGAUACGAAUGGAGAGAAAACUUUCCGUGCGGUGAGCAAGGAGGAGCUGUUCUCAACGGCAGACGUGGUCAGCAUCCAUCUGGUGUUGUCAGACAGGAGUCGGGGUUGCAUCAAGAAGAGGGAUCUCGAGCUAAUGAAGAAGGGGGCCAUUUUUGUGAACACGUCACGGGGCCCUUUGGUUGUUGAGGAGGAUCUUCUCGAAGUUCUGGAACAAGGCCGAAUCAGGGCUGCAGCGCUAGAUGUCUUUGAGCUGGAACCGCUGCCGGCGAAUAGCAGGUGGCGGACCACAAGAUGGGGAGAGGACGGUCGCAGUCGUGUGUUGCUGACGCCGCAUAUGGGAUAUGUGGAGGAGGCCACUCUUGAUGCUUGGAGGAACAGAGAUAAUUCUGAAGUCCUCUCCAUCGUUAAGCCCAUCGACUCUUUUCCCCUAAUCCCGUUGACUUGCAUCAAGAAGUCGCCUCUCUUCUUCGGUAACUUCGAGUGUCUUCUCUUCAACAAGCAGGGUGACUGGAAAUGUCAGAGUUCAGAGAACGAUAGCUUGGUCUCGAGGGCAGAUCCUGUUACGUUCAGUAGGAAUACAGGCAACAAUUCUUCAAGUUCAUUCACCGUUGGUCGCUCAGCCAACAGCGCAACGCCCUGCAUAUUUGGACAGUCCUCUAAUGAGGGCUGGGAUCGGUUAGGCUCUCUUAAGCCUGGUGAGAUUCGCGAGCCUUCGGCUCCUGCUGCACAUCUGUUCUCCUUCUCUGCAUCGCCCAUUGUCAGUCAUCCUUCUAGCACGGCCGAGAGCAAUCAGCUUGCAAUCGGCCCUCAAGCACAACGUCCUCUUCAGAGUUUGACUGCGAGUGUUUCUUCUCCCCAGAUCGCCCAUCGUUCACAGACUUCUGGUGGCACACUUGUUAUAGGGUCUGCCCGCCGGCAGGCUGCAAGUACUCCUCGAAUCAUCCCCAACAGGGUGAACACAGAGGCUGCUACUCCCCAACUCAAUCAGCGCCGUCGUAAUACUAACAAUUCAGCUGGUGACUUUACCAGCCCACAGAUUACCAAUUGUUCUCAGACUUCGAGCACUACGUCUAGCUUAGUGGUUACCACCUUCCGAGCCACCGACACAUCGCAGACUUCCGGGAACGAUCGAGUUCAAGUAUCUGCCGCUCCACUGAUUUCUAACGUCCAGCCUUCGUUGUCCACUAGUAAAUCGACGGGGAGCACUGCGGCUUUGGAAACCUCAAAGCAUUCUCAGAGUUCCGGCAGUGAUUCAAUUCAAGGGGGUGUCACCCACCGGCGUUCUCAGAAUCUCAACAAGUCAGCCGCAGGGUCUCCUGCGACCCAGGCCACUGUCAGACAGUCGGUUGUUGGGCUUGCUCCUCCGCAGGUCACCUCACUGCCAGAUGAAGUUACUCAGCCGACAAAAGCACCUGCUCUUCCGAAGACCAACCGACAGCCCAUGAGCCUCAACAAGACCGCAAAAGCGCCCGCUACUUCAGGGGCUCCUCAAGCCCAACAAACAUUGGUUAACAAGGAGAACAAUGGAACUGCCACCCCUCAGGUCAAUCAACUCUCACCGAAUAACAGCAACACCUGGAUCGGAGGAUUUGGCACUUCUCAGGUCGAUCAUCGUUUGCAAGAGACCAACAAAGCUGCUGGAGGAUCCGGUGCUCACCAAGCUAUCAAGUCCACUGCUGUUAAAGUUGAGGCCUCUAACGGAGAGAGUGGCCUGGGACGGCAUCUCACCCAGUCGCUCCCCAAUCCACACGCUGCUCAGGAAGAAGCUCGCUGGCAAGCGCGCAAAAGUGCCCUUCUCGGACUUUCUAGGAUAUGCGAGUUUCGUGGCUGCAUCCCUCAAUGGGAAACCAGGUCUUCCAAUGAGGGUUGGUUUGCCACCGUCAUUGUGAGGAGUACCGCAUACAUGGCCGGUCCAUAUCGCAAGGCAGAAUGGGCAAAGAUCGUUGCUGCGGAAAGGGCUCUGAAUGCCCUAGGGUCCAGAGCCUUUCAAGCUCAGAAACAGGCUCAACGGAGGGGAUCCACAUACCGGCCCUCUCACGGCAAACCCAACAACAAUCUCGCUGCUAAUGUUCAGCAGAACCAGAAGUCCAGCAAUCCCACGGGUCCGUCAUCCCAGGGAAAUAUGAACCAAUCCCAGAAGGCCACACAUCAGACUGCUCGCCCUGCUCAGGAACAGCAAACUGCCCAUCAGAUUCCCCAUCCGCCUCAACAAGUGCCUAUUAAUCAGCAUGCUCGUCCUGCUCAACAUGAGUCUCCACCCCAUCCAACUUUUCCAUCUUCUCAACAUGAUAAUCUCGCAGACGUUCAACUCCCAGACUAUGCACGGAAUAACCCGAUUGCCCUCCAGGCAUUCUUUGAAGGGCUUGCCUUGGGUGCUCGCAUGGCGGAUGUAAUUAUACGGUCUAGCCGCGAAGAUGAGCGUAGCCGCCAUCAUGAGCGCUCCCGUAGUCGUUCUCCGCUCCAGGCUUCCAGAAGCGAUAAUAUUAGGCGCUAUCGCGAGCGGACCCCUCGUGUCUCUGAGCCGCUGCGUGACACCUACCGCUCUCCGUCCGAAUCUCGUUCACGCCGUCGCCGAUAUCGCGGUAGCUGCCUUCCACAGGAGUUCUGGGAUCGUUAUCACCCUGCCAGUUCAGAUGGCGCGAAUGGUCGCUGGGAGCAUGAUCGGUAUCCCUACUAUGACGAUUAA
This is a messenger RNA of Thermochaetoides thermophila DSM 1495, 3324 nucleotides long. RefSeq lists its product as uncharacterized. The record is from RefSeq and is a predicted model, not a curated record. Gene Ontology annotation, molecular function: NAD binding. Bases 1 to 3324 code for a protein of 1107 amino acids. The transcript has 8 exons. NCBI's taxonomy places the organism in Eukaryota, Fungi, Ascomycota, Sordariomycetes, Sordariales, Chaetomiaceae.